GAGUUUAAGAAGCUGAAAGAAAGGAUGGUCACAGAGUAGUGGAAGGAAACCUCAGACCACUGAGCUUUUAAAGAGAUAAUAUUCUAGUUAUAACGCGAUUUCAUGAGUUUUUAAUCCACCAACGAGUACUUUUGUACGAUCCAAGCGAACUCGCGAGUGCUAAAGUUGUAGUCUCACGGUUUUCUGGGCUUUUACUUUGACGCGCUUCUCAUAAACCGUCUUAAAUGCAACGUUGUUUGAUAUUUGAAAAGACGAUGGCAGCCGAGACGAAGAACGGCGGGAGCUCCCUGAACAACAACAACUGCAAGGACCACAGCAGGAGGAAGCUGCUGGUUGGAGUGGACCUCUUCUGCCUGUUUUUAGCCGGCCUACCUUUCUUGGUCAUUGAGACCAGCGCUGUUCAGCCUUACCGUAGAGGGUUUUACUGCGAUGAUGAAUCCAUCAGAUACCCGGCCAAACACGGAGACACCAUUAGCGACGGCGUGCUUAGCGGCGCCGGCAUUCUAAUCACCAUCCUGUCUAUCAUAAUCGGAGAGAGUUACAGGAUCUACUUCCUCAACGAAGGAUCCAAGUCGUUUGUUGGAAACCCCUACAUUUCCGCCCUCUACAAGCAGGUGGGGGUGUUCAUCUUUGGCUGCGCCAUCAGCCAGUCGUUCACCGACAUCGCCAAGGUGUCCGUGGGCCGCAUGCGUCCUCACUUCCUGGAUGUGUGCAAACCCGACUUCUCCACUAUCAACUGCUCUCUGGGCUACAUCACAGAGUAUCAGUGUCAGGGGCCAGAGAGCCAAGUACAAGAGGCCAGGAAGUCGUUCUUCUCUGGACACGCAUCGUUCUCCAUGUACACCAUGCUGUACCUCGUGUUUUAUCUGCAGUCUCGGUUCACCUGGCACGGCGCUCGCCUGCUGCGCCCACUGACCCAGUUCACGCUCAUCAUGAUGUCCUUCUACACCGGCCUGUCUCGGGUCUCCGAUCACAAGCACCACCCCACCGAUGUGCUGGCUGGGUUUAUACAGGGAGCACUAGUGGCAUACUGCGUUGUUUUCUUCGUGUCGGAUUUGUUCAAGCCCAAAGGAAGACACUCCAAUCUGUCCGGAACGCCGGUGAAGAAAGAGCUGGUUCCUGCGGCCGACUUAAGAGAGCGCAGCAAUCCUCUCAUCAUGGCAUAGAGGAGGCUGCCAGCCUAAGCCCCCCCCUUUUUUCUUUUUAUUCAAUCACCGCCACUCAGACUUUACCGGACGAACACGGAAAGGGCGAAGGAAUCUUGACAGAGGAUGAGGAGCAUCUCCACAGAAACACUGAAGCAGGCAUGCUCUCUGAAUGCCCUCACCAGACUUUUUGAAUGUUGACAGGAGAUUCAUCCGUCCUUUUUAAAACAUUUUUAACGCGUCCAAAUAUCACUCCUGUUGACGAAGGCUGUCAGGGAAUUGUGAAAGUGAGAGAAGCCGCGAGAAGCGACUUAUUUCAGACUCACGCCGACAAAUCACGACGCAGCAAACAAAUUCCUCGCUUUCAGGAAGGAUGUUGUUUUAGUUUGGUCAUUUUCCAACGAGUUUUUGCAGCACGAUGUUAGUCCAUCUCAGUAUUGCAACACUUGAACAAUCUGUUGAAACUUUUUUUUUUAACACUAUUUGGUGUUCACUUCAAAGGUGGCACAUAGAAGUUCCAGAGAAAGGCGUGUGUUCUGGAAGUGGGCCUCGUUCUGCUGGGAAGGAUGAGCCCCCGCUGAGCCAUUUAAUGAAACAACUGUUACGUGAAGCAGGCGCGUGUGUGUGUGUGUGUGGUAUUUCAUGUGUGUUAUAAUGUCACGACUAUAUGUUAGAGUGUUUUAUUGCUCGCCAGCGUGCCCCUUUGAGAAGACGCACCUGCUUCUUCUGGAAACAAAAACCUCACACAAACUGUACUUUUCAUGAUCAAAUACUGGAAUAAUUUGA
Molecule: messenger RNA, 1931 nt
Organism: Oryzias melastigma (Indian medaka)
Lineage: Eukaryota; Metazoa; Chordata; Actinopteri; Beloniformes; Adrianichthyidae
Product: phospholipid phosphatase 3
Exons: 6
Coding region: 225-1166 (313 amino acids)
Biological process (GO): canonical Wnt signaling pathway; phospholipid metabolic process; phospholipid dephosphorylation
Molecular function (GO): phosphatidate phosphatase activity
Source: RefSeq, a predicted model, not a curated record